GAAGCACACUGCAUCCGGUGAUCCCAUUUCGACCGGUGCGCCCGCCGACCCAGUGAUCCUCGCGCGCACCCGCACGCCGCACGCCGCACGCCGCAACAUGCUCACCUCGCCCCAGCGCCCCCUGGGUUUCGCGCCACAAGGCCAGAUGUCCGCGUCGGCGGCCAGCCCGGCGCCGGGCCCGCUGCUGCCGCCCGCUCCGCCUCCACGCUGUCAGGUGCUGGCCACGGGUCGCCCCGGCUCCGGCUCCAGCAGCGGUCUCAACGGCAGCUCGUUGCGCCGCGCCGGCGCACGAGUCGCGGCGCGCGCAGCCGAGGCGGCGGCCGCGGCCGCAGCUGACCUGCAGCAGGGGCAGUUGGCGGUGCCGGAGGUGGCGCUGCUUACAGAGGGCGCGGAGCUCCUGCAGGGCGUGAGCCGCCGCGCCGCCGCCCCCGGCACCGGAGGGCGCUCCUUCACCGCCGCCGAGGUGUUCCAGUGUGCGGAGGAAUCCCUGUUCUACAGCCAGGCGCUGGAGAAGCUCCUGCCCAUCGCCGUGCAGCGCCACCAGCAGCGCGGAGGCCGCACCGGCACCAGCACCACCAGCGGCGCCGGCAGCAGUGGCAGCAGUGGCGGCGCGGCCGCCGAGUCGAGCAGCAGUGAUGGAGCCAGCGGCACGGUCAGUGGCGGCGGCGACAGCGCCAGCAGCUUAAAGGUAGUGGAGUUCGGCACCGGCGACGGCACGCCCGUGGUCAACGCGCUCAUGAAGACCAAGUUUGAGGGUGUGGUCCACGGCUUCGAGCUGAACCCCACCUCCGCCGCGCUUGCCCGCGAGCACGCCGCGGCCUUUGGGCUGCAGGACCGCUACCAGGUGCACACGGGCUGCUUCUACACCGGCACGCGCUCGCCCGACUCGCCCGCCGCCGGCGCCGCCGCCCUGGUGUCCAACCCACCCUACCUGCCCGCGCCCGACGCCGACAUCCUCAUGCCGGAGCUGCACGGCGGCAGCGACGGCGCGGGGCUGACACGGGACUUGCUGUCUCUGCGCUACCCGUACGCCAUGCUUCUGCUGGCGUCCUACUCCAACCCCGCCGCCGUGCUGCGCCACGCCGCCGCCGCCGGGUACCGGGUGGUGGACUUCCUGGUCACGCCGCUGCCCUUCGGCACCUACUCCAGCCAGCCCAAGGUGCGCAACUGGAUCGCGGCCAUGCGCUCCCGGGGCGAGGCCUUCUACUCCGGCCACACCUACCUGCUGGCGGGGGUGCUGUUCGAGCGAGCCGACCUGCCCACCCGCAGCGGCGGCAGCAGCGGCAGCAGCGCCGCUACCGCCAGCAGUGCCGCCGCCAGCGGCAACGGGCACAGCAACAGGCAUGGCGGCAAUGGCAACGGCAACGGCAGCGCCAACGGGCACAGCGGCAACGGCAACGGUCAUGACGGCGCAGAUGGUUCACUGACCGUGUACCACGCCGCUGUGGAGCACGCGGUGCAGCAGGCGCAGCCGCAGGGACGUCAGCAGCGAGUGGAGCAGGAGGAGGACCUGGCGCCGCAGCUGCUGCGCCUACUGACCGUCCUGUAAAGCAUGCGAUGAAGCUGCAAGAUGCUUCCGGCGAAGGGACUUAUUUGAGGACAGCCCGAGAAGAGAACCCGAAACAUCCGAGAUCGCAUUGCGGCGCGUGGCGCAAGUACGGUAGUCAGAGACUGGGUUGGAAGUUGCUAUAGAGAGCCUCCCUGUAUUGCGGUAUCGUGUUUCUUGUAUGCAUGUGGUCAAUGUGCUAUUGUCGCGGUCCCACAGCAGUAUUCGUAGAGACACGUGCAGGCGUUUCUGCGCGCUGGCGUGCCGUGGUUAUCCAUGUUUUCCUAUCUAUAGAACUGCGUGCUACUGUCUAGUUGACACAAACGAAGCAAUGCAAAUUGUGAGGCAGGCUUGGCUAUUCAGCGGGCCUUGGGAAGGUCCGAUGCAUACGUAAGCCAGUGAUUGAAGUCGGACGUCAACAGGAU
Molecule: messenger RNA, 1971 nt
Organism: Chlamydomonas reinhardtii
Lineage: Eukaryota; Viridiplantae; Chlorophyta; Chlorophyceae; Chlamydomonadales; Chlamydomonadaceae
Exons: 6
Coding region: 98-1549 (483 amino acids)
Source: RefSeq, a predicted model, not a curated record